Messenger RNA from Prunus armeniaca (apricot), 762 nucleotides. The record is from the annotation of a GenBank genome assembly. NCBI's taxonomy places the organism in Eukaryota, Viridiplantae, Streptophyta, Magnoliopsida, Rosales, Rosaceae.
AUGGCUUUCACUUCAAUUCUUCGCAGAUCGGCCUCCUCUUUGGCUCCAUUGGCCAGCCGACUCGCUCGGGGCAAUCGAUCUUACCAUGGUGCUCUCGUCAACGCCAUAAACCACGUCAAUCACUCCUACAAGUCCACUCUGACCCCUUUUGUUCCGACCCCUCGCUAUUAUUCCAGCCACAGUUCGGACCAGUCUCUUCUCAAGGUUAUCGAUGCAGAGAUAAAGUGCGCUGAGGAGACCGAUGAUCUUGACAAGGCUGAAGAGAUUCCAAGUGGCUUCCCUUUUCAAAUUGAAGAUACUCCCGGAGCCCAAAUAGUGACACUGAAAAGAACAUAUCAGGGUGAAAACAUAGUAGUUGAAGUUCACAUGCCUGAUCUAGUUACUGGUGAUGAAGAAAACGACGGUGACCAGGAUGGUGAUGAUGAGGAUGGAAGUGCUAAUAAGUCCAGCCUCCCGUUUCUCGUAACUGUUUCCAAGAGUGAUGGACCUUCUCUUGAGUUUAGCUGCACUGCUUUUGCUGAUGAGAUUGAAAUUGACAGCUUGGCAGUGAAAAAUCCAGAGAAUUCUGAGGAUCAGAUUGCCUAUGAGGGGCCUGACUUCCAUGAUUUGGAUGAGAACCUUCAGAAGGCAUUCCACAAGUAUUUGGAGAUUAGAGGAAUCAAGCCCAGCACAACCAAUUUCUUGCAUGAGUACAUGAUCAACAAAGACACCAGAGAAUAUGCGAAUUGGUUGCAGAAACUGAAGCAGUUCGUUGCAGCAUAA